This is a messenger RNA of Durusdinium trenchii, 318 nucleotides long. Lineage: Eukaryota; Dinophyceae; Suessiales; Symbiodiniaceae. The record is from the annotation of a GenBank genome assembly.
AUGGAUGUUCUCGGUCAACCACCUUCCAUGAAUGUCAAGGCCAACCUGGUGGGAGAGAUGAAUGAGGAGCCUAUGGAGCUUGCCAAUUUUUUCAUCCGACUUCCACUGCUUGUUACCAGCUUCUUGAAGCCACUGCAGCCAACCUUUCGUUUCAAGCAGGAAUGGGACUCGCCUGAUUUGGAGGCUGCUGCAGAUGUGCAUUCAACUGCAGAUUGGAUGAGGUCCAAGGAUUCUCUUGCUGCCUUGACACUGGAUGGGACGAUGUCGACGCAAAGCAGGUACACAGAGCUGAUCAGGCUCUGUAUCCAGCACAAGUGA